Molecule: messenger RNA, 2163 nt
Organism: Histoplasma mississippiense
Lineage: Eukaryota; Fungi; Ascomycota; Eurotiomycetes; Onygenales; Ajellomycetaceae
Exons: 2
Coding region: 1-2163 (720 amino acids)
Biological process (GO): regulation of DNA-templated transcription
Cellular component (GO): nucleus; Rpd3L complex; Rpd3L-Expanded complex
Source: RefSeq, a predicted model, not a curated record
AUGUCUGACGAUUCAGAUGAACGCGGUAUCAUCAUGGAGGGCCCCUCCGAUCCGGACGCGCAGGCCACUGUGAGCGAUUUUAUUGACUAUACCGAAUACCUCCCGUCGGACCUUGUCCGUUCCUUGACCCUGAUACGCGGCCUGGACGAGACCUACCUGGAUGCUGCAGACGCAGUACAUGAGCUUACGAAGAUUUAUGGACAAUUACCCAACCUACCAGCGGAUUCGCGUCCUAGGCCAGUCGUUCUACGAAAGCAGAUAUCAGAACAAUUAGGGCGCGCGAUGAAUGCCCGAGAAUCCGCUUAUGCAGAAGCAUGCCGCCUUUACGAUGUAGUUGAUCGGUAUUUUGAUCGCCUUGGGAGCAUCAAAUCCAAGUUGAAUGCGCUAACGAGUACCUGUACUGCGAUUUCCCGUGACGUCUCUGCCUCUCCCGACGCUGAAGCAUUACCAGAAACAACGCAACGGCCAAGAAACGGCCGUAAAGCUGGCAAGACACCCUCUGUACCAAGGAUAACUUUGCGCAUCGAUGGAAGCCGGCAACCUGCGACAUCCUCAACCGUUGCUGGGAAACGCGGACAAAAAGGAAAGUCACAGGCCGCGGCGACCCGUGGUGGCAAUCUUGCCGUGCGAGAUCCAGACUCACCUAUAGCCAGCACCGAGCAAUCUGAGGAAGGAGUUGAACUCGGUUCAUCGCGUGCUGCUGAAGCAGCGAAGCAGCUCGUUCCCUUAAAGAACAAGCGGGAGUCCAAAAAGCAGAAGCGUGGGAUGAGUCGUCGUAUCUCUCAGCCGCGACAUUCCAGUGGAAAUGUGCAGAUGAAUCGAAUCGAUACUUCUACAAGCAACGCAUUGGCAUUGCUAAAACCUCCGCCGGAAGAUGCGAAAAUCGGAAGCGAAUAUUUCCCGUGGCUCCGGUUAACCGAAUGGGAAAUGACCAAGCUUCGAAAAAAGAUGAAGAAGAAUAAUGUUUGGCAACCUAGCGAAAUUAUGAUCCACCGAGAGCUUGCGCUCCGUGGUCGAGGAUGGGAAGGGUACAGACUGGCAAAGCUGAAUGCCGAAACAACUGGUGCGGAGUUUGUAGACUGCGACGACAUAGCGAACAAUUAUAUUCCAGGAAAGCUCGUCCUAAAAAGUGAAGUAAGCGCGGAUGUGUCAGGGGUGGAAGAGACUAAACUGAGUAACCGAGGUAUGAAACUGAACGAGGCGAAGAAGCUGAAACGCGAAAACCUUGCACGGGAACAGGCGGCUCUCGCUGCGGUCGAAGCGGAGAUGGCGGCGAGACGACUCGGGGACAUCGGGUCUACAUUUAAAAGCCUGUUUUCCAGCCCUGCAGAACAGAAUCUUCACAACGUUCAAUCUGGACUUUUAGUAAAGGAGAGGCCAAAGGCGCCAAAGCAAGCCACUAGGAAGAGAAAAUUUGAGGAGGCAGCGGCUUUAGAAUCUUCGCAAGAUGUUGAAUCUCCAGCCGCUGUCUCCUUAGUCACAGCCAAACCGUCAAGUAAAAAACGCAAGCUGAGCAAGUCUGCUUCUACAAGUACGAUUCACCCAUCUGGAAACGAACCUUUAAUGGAAAGUGUAGCUACAGCUAAAGGCCGUCGAAUUUCCGCUGUUGCUGGCCCAUCGGCAGCCUCAAAAGUAUCACCACGUGCUCCGUCUCCAACUGAUCUACGUCGAGCAACAGGGCCUGCGACAUCCAAGCCCCUCCCUACUACAACACCACCUACCACCCGAGCAACGUCCCGACCGCGUUCCGCCACUGGAGCACCUGUGGAAGCGACCGGUCGUGAUCGACUUCGAAGGAAGAGCGCUACCCCGGCAGUGGCUAAGACCACACCUGGAGCAGAUCAACCUACCAGCACGACUGCGGCUGGUCGCCGUAGCAAACGCCCGGCGCCAGGACCCGUAACGUCUGGCCAGGAUGGCGGCGCUGCCGUAAGUGUGGGCCGUCGCAAAGCCAAACCAGCAGUCAAGAAAAAGCGGGAUCAGGGCCAAAGGGUGGGUUCCCAGCCUCCCAGGACCGAGGAUGUACGGGUCGACGAAGACGGAGUACUGGAAGAGAUCGAUCCGAACGAGCCAAGAUAUUGUCUGUGCGGAGACGUGAGUUUCGGGACCAUGAUCUGCUGCGAGGAUAAUGAUGUGAGUGGCCAUCGCGACUCUCCUCUUUAA